Chironomus riparius is the source of this 273-nucleotide messenger RNA. Lineage: Eukaryota; Metazoa; Arthropoda; Insecta; Diptera; Chironomidae. The record is from the annotation of a GenBank genome assembly.
AUGCCAAAUAUUCAAGUUGAAAUUUCUAGUAAAACUGAAGGAAGUAAAAAGAUUACAACAGAAAUUCAGUCAAAUUCAUUGCCAGAUCUCUUAGCAUCGUUGAAAAAAUCCAAAGCCGAAACAAAUUCUGUGUUGACAGAAAUCGUAGAGAAUAGAAAAUCACUAAAUAUACGAGAUGAUAUCAAGCGAUCAACAAAUGAGGAUGAAGAAAGUGACGAAAAUGAUGAGCAUGAUGAUGAUUUAGAUGCAACAAAUAAGAAGCAAAAGACAUGA